UAUGACAGCCUUGAUGAUGCUUGCUUUACAAGUUUUGCAGAUCUGAAGCUUUUUGCAGCUGUGGCCACCAGCACUGCCCAUAAAGAAGCAAUUGUAGUAUUCAAGCAUGAGAAGUCAAAUUUGUGUUCCAAUGCUCUGGCCACCAAAUGUGGCAAAAAAUUCUGGAGCAUGAUGACAAUGUUUGCAAAGGUGCUCCAAGCUCAUUCAGGUUCAAACCUCCAGAAGUUGAUAUUUAAUUCCAUAAAAAUAUCUGAUACGGCAUUGAAGGAAAUUGCAUUCGAAUUUAACUCAUCUCCGUACAG
Molecule: messenger RNA, 302 nt
Organism: Paraglomus brasilianum
Lineage: Eukaryota; Fungi; Glomeromycota; Glomeromycetes; Paraglomerales; Paraglomeraceae
Source: the annotation of a GenBank genome assembly